GAGCCUGAGAACGGAUGUUCUUGUGCCGAGGUCUAUAUCUUUCUUAUACUUUGUGAUCAAACGCGGGCGCUUGCUGACUACCCUAGCCUGUUAGUCAUGGCACUAUCACUCCCCUCAGCCUACUUCAUUGCUUUGGGGCUUGAAAUUCUUCUAAAUGGAAUGUACACUAGCCUUUUCAUCGCCUCGAUGUAUCUUCUAUUAAUGAAGAAGAAAAAGACAAAGGUCAUCAUGGCUAUGACCGUUUUGAAUUGUAUCAUGUGGGCGGUAGCGACGUCCCAUAUGUCCGUCAGCUUUGAACAGAACUACUUUGCUUUUUUGAAGCAACAUGCCGCAGAAGGUGGCGAUGUCUUCGAAGACAAUGCCUCCCCGACGAUUUAUUCGCAGCUAUCUUUGGAGUCGAUCAAUAUUGUGAUUGGCGACAGUAUCGUGAUAUGGAGAGCAUGGACUUUAUGGAGUCGAAAGACCUGGGUGAUAAUAACAUCGGCGACACUUCUUACGGGCACAGCAGCGGCUGCCGUGGGACUUGUUAGAGCAUUUGCGACCGCUCCUCCGGGGAUCAGUGUCUUCAAUAACCCCAGUCUAAGUUCGUGGGCAAUAGCCUUCAUCGCCUCUACGCUGGUAACGAACGUCUGGGCCACUUCUCUCGUAGCUUAUCGUACUUGGUCACAUAGCAGGAUAAUCCGUGAAAUCACAGGAGAGGGCCUCAUGGAUAGAUUUCGUAGGCAGAACGGUGUUAUGGCCAUACUUAUCGAGUCAGGCGUUUUUUAUUCUACCACCUGGUUUAUUGCGAUCAUCGCCUUUAUCUGCGGGAACAAUGGAGUCUACAUCGUAGUAGAUAUGCUUUCGCAGCUCACGGCCAUCUACCCCACUCUGAUCAUCACUCUCGUUUGCCUACAAUCUACCCUUGAGGUCGCUAUAUCGACAUUCGACCAGACAACACAGACCAAUCCCGAAUGGGCCGCAAGAAGUGCCUUCCGACGCAGGAGACGCAACGGACCAAGCAUAGUCACGGGCACAUCAAUGGCCUAUCCGAUGCAACCUAUGAAAAUUGGAAUGCAAACAACGACUCACACAUCUACUAGUGGGCAACCAGACUUCGAAAGUACAGCUGAGGAACUCGCCGUUGAUGGGAAACCUCGAAGUCUUUCUGGUGAUAAUGGCGGGGAUGAUGGUGAUAAGAACAUGUCGCAUGCUGUCUAAACGCAUAAUUUG
Messenger RNA from Desarmillaria tabescens, 1212 nucleotides. RefSeq lists its product as uncharacterized. The transcript is spliced from 9 exons. Lineage: Eukaryota; Fungi; Basidiomycota; Agaricomycetes; Agaricales; Physalacriaceae. The coding region runs from base 97 to 1200 and encodes 367 amino acids. The record is from RefSeq and is a predicted model, not a curated record.